This is a messenger RNA of Fusarium keratoplasticum, 429 nucleotides long. Its product is annotated as DNA-directed RNA polymerase III subunit RPC9. Gene Ontology annotation, molecular function: nucleotide binding. NCBI's taxonomy places the organism in Eukaryota, Fungi, Ascomycota, Sordariomycetes, Hypocreales, Nectriaceae. The coding region runs from base 1 to 429 and encodes 142 amino acids. The record is from RefSeq and is a predicted model, not a curated record. The transcript has 2 exons. Gene Ontology annotation, cellular component: RNA polymerase III complex. Gene Ontology annotation, biological process: transcription initiation at RNA polymerase III promoter.
AUGAAGAUCCUCGAGUCUCAAGCCGCUGUGCUUAGUAAUUGGGAGGUGUACGAGCACCUCACCGAGCAGAAGGAGCGCUACAAGAAGACUAAGCAUCGAGGUCCUCAAAAUUAUGAGGAUCUAGUUCGCUAUCUCCUGAAUUAUCUCCGCUCAAAUCCUAACCCUCUCAGCGAGGACCCUAUUCCCUACACCGAGGGCUGCAUCACCCUGCUCCUCGAGCGCCUGAGGCCUUUCAACCUAGCCAAGAGUGAGGUUAUCAUGAUCAUCAACCUUCGCCCUAGCACUCCUCCGGUUCUUGGCUCUGCUCUUGAGGAUAUGUAUGAGCGCUUCACCGCAGAGCAGCAGGAGGAAAUGGUCACCAUCAUCGCCGAAGUCCUUGGCCCAUUCGGACAAGAGGGUGAGGCCGAUGCAUCCAUGGCCGACGCAUAG